GGACCGCGGUCGUUCGGCGCUCGGCUGCCAGGGCCUGCCAGUUGCUAGGAGCCGGGGACGCCGGCGGGCCUCCCGGGCCUACCAGCUGCGAUGGAGCCUGGGAAGAGAAGAACAAAAGAUGAUACUUGGAAAGCAGAUGAGCUCAGAAGACAUCUUUCGGCGGUGCCGUCGGGCAGUCCCAAGGAUGACAGGAAGCACAGGGAAAAGAGGCUGCAUAAGGAGGCAGACCUGGACGUCCCCGAGUACAAAGAUCAGAAGCAUAGCAAGGCCUGGGACCGGCCCGGCGACAGGGAGAACACUCUCGGGGACAGAGACCCAGAGAAGCUGAGGGACAGGAAGAAGGACUCCAGGGACCGGGACCGAGAGAGGCAUAAGGACAGACACUGGGAGCCGGAUGCAGACAAGUCUCACGGCAGAGGAAGAGACCGCGAGAAGGACAGAGACCGCAGGGCCAGGAAGGAGGAGCUCCGGCAGACAGCCGUCCACCAGAGUCUGCUGGGCCGGCCGCUCCUGGACCGGGCGGGCAAGACGUGGGCAGUAAGCAAAGUGAGAACAGAAGAGAAGGAGAAGAGAGAUAAAGACCCUGAGAGGGGGGACGAGGAGAGAGAAAGACGAUACAGAGAAAGAAAGCUGCAGUACGGCGACAGUAAAGACAAUCCUCUUAAGUAUUGGCUUUAUAAAGAAGAAGGUGAAAGGAGACACAGGAAGCAGAAAGAACCAGAUCGAGAAAAGAAACAUCGAGAAAAAAGCAGCACAAGGGAAAAAAGAGACAAGUAUGCCAAAGAAAAAAGUAAUUCGUCCUCAGACAAGAAAGGGGAAGAAAGGCACAAGGAUAAACGCCACAAGGAAGGCUCUCAUUUAGAUGAAGAGAGGCACCACAGUAGCACCGAUAAAAGAGAGAGGCUGACAAGAGAAGAGCCUAAGAAAAGGGAGUCCAAGAACAAUGAGCACAGAAAUCGGGGUGCAAGUUCAAGGAGAGAUCCAGCCGGCAGCCAGGAAGGAACAUGCGCUCUCUGGUAUACAGAGAAUUUAGUAAGAAAUAAUGGAAAAGAUAAAGACUCAAGAAGGAAGGAAAUUGAAAAGGAGGACAUUGAUUCAGAAAAUGCUGGGGCUGACGAAUAUGCAGCUUGUUUUGAAGAUGAUUUUGAAGACUAUGAAGAUGACUUUGAGGUUUGUGAUGGAGAUGAUGAUAGCUCUAACGAGCUGGAACUGAAAGAGAAGAUUGAAGAGCUUCCUCUGGCCAGAAAAAGGGAGAUACAGGAAAUUCAUAAAGCCAUUAAUGCAGAAAACGAAAGGAUUGGCGAGUUGUCCUACAGACUAUCGCAGAAGCAAGGUCUGCUGGAGGGUGAGAGGAGCUCAGAGACAGAUGCAAACAGCUCCCCUGCCAGAGCCCCUGUUUGUGGAAUUUUCGUGGAUUUUGCAACAGCCUCACGCCGUCAGAAGAGUCCGACUCAGGCCCUUAAGCAAAAGACGCGGAGUACAAAACUGCUUCGGCUUAUUGACUUGGAUUUUUCAUUUACCUUCUCUCUCUUGGAUCUACCGCCAGUAAAUGAGUAUGACAUGUACAUCAGAAAUUUUGGGAAAAAAAACACCAAGCAGGCCUAUGUUCAGUACAAUGAGGAUAAUGUUGACCGAGACAUCCAGACAGAAGAGAUUGAGACCAGGGGGGUGUGGACGCAGCACCCCGGAGAGGGCACGGCUGUGUCAGGGGGGAGCGGGAGUGGAGAUGUCCGUGAGGUGGCCGCAGCCCCGAAGGUCAACACGCCCAGGCUGGCCAGCUUCCUUCGCGCUGCUUGCCAGGUGAUUGCUGUUCUGCUGGAAGAGGACCGUGUGGCCGCAGAGCCCAGCUGGAGCCCCAGGGCAGUGGACGGCACCCUGGCCAUCAGUGACAGCUCCUCCCAGCUGAACACCAGCCUGCCCUUCCUUCAGGAUCGAGAAGUGUCCUGCUUAUGUGCCUCCCAGGUGCAGAGACAGAUGGUGGUGUCGGUGCACGGGCUGCCUGCAGCGGCCUUUGCCCCUGCGCUGGACAGCAGGCACGUGCUGUGCGUGUGGGACAUCCGGCAACCUUCAGGGCCCCAGAAGGUCCUGCUGUGUGAGUCGAAGGUCACCUGCUGCUGCUUUAGCCCUUUUAAAGCCUUUUUACUGUUUGCUGGGACAGCGCAUGGCUCCAUCAUCCUGUGGGACCUACGGGAAGAUUCCAGAAUACACCAGUAUGUGAAGCUGGGUGAUUGCUUCUGGACGUUCAGGAUGGCAACAUUUUCUACUGAUGGUGUCCUGACCUCUGUGAAUCACUGCAGUCCCAUCCAAGCGGUAGAAUCCAUCUCCACGUCUGUCUACAAAAAACAGAGUUUUGUGCUUUCCCCCUUUUCUAUGCAAGAAGAAAUGUCAGGUUUGUCCUUCCACGUUGCUUCCCUGGAUGAGAGUGGGGUGCUCAACGUUUGGGUGGUGGUGGAAUUACCCAGGGCAGAUAUCGCAGGUUCAGUGAGUGACUUAGGCUUGAUACCUGGAGGGAGGAUAAAGCUGGUGCACAGCACUACGAUUCAGCUGAGCGACAGCCUGUGUCAGAAGGGCUGUGAGUUCUGGGGCUGCACACAAACCCUGAAUGUGAAGUUCCUGCCGUCAGACCCUAGUCACUUCAUUGUCGGCACAGACAUGGGUCUGAUAAGUCACGGCACCAGGCAAGAUCUGAGAGUAUCUCCCAAACUGUACAAACCUCAGCAACACGAUGUGAGACCCGUCCGAGUGAACGUGAUUGACUUCUCACCGUUUGGAGAACCAGUCUUCUUGGCCGGCUGUUCAGAUGGAAGCAUCCGGUUACACCAGCUGACCUCCGAGUGCCCUCUCCUGCAGUGGAACGGCAGCACCGAGGGCCACGCGGUCACCGGCCUCCGCUGGUCCUUGACAAGACCUGCUGUGUUCCUGGCCCAGGAUGAAACAUCCUGUAUUUAUAUCUGGGACCUGCUGGAAAGUGACCUGGGUCCUGUGGCCAAACAGCUCAUCUCUCCAGACAGACUGGUGGCCAUGACGGUCGUGGGUGAAGCGGAGAAGACCAGCGGCAGCUUCCUGGCCCUGGUGCUGGCCAGAGCCUCUGGCAGCGUGGACAUCCAGUACUUGAGGAGGGCUUGGGUGGCCCCCGUGCGCGACGAGCUGAGGAGGCUGCAGCGGCUCUUGCAGGAGGCCCUGUAGGGGAGGGGCUGCAGGUGUGCUCAUUGUGGGGGACAGGGCCAGGUGAUGACUCCUGUGGAGAGACCAGCUCUAUCUGAGUGCAUGUACAUUGAUGUAGAUAGAAGGCGUGGAUUCUGUGUGUAACUUGUUUUAUAAGAAUGUUACCUCAGUGUUCCCAGUAAAUAAAUCACUAUUUUUGAAUGGAAACAACAAACAUUUUAGUGUAUGUUGAACUUGAGAGGAAAUAGUCGAUUUCGAUUAUGUUCUUCUCUGAGAAUAUUUUUACUUAUUCUUUGAAUAGCUUUAAAAUAUUAGCACAUUUAUGUUUUAAACUAUGUACCAUGAAUGUAUUUUAAUGAACAGUUUUCUUAGUCCUGCAGAAAAGGACAUGCUCAGGUGUAAAUUAAAGGAGUGAUGUCAUUGAAAUGA
Canis lupus familiaris (dog) is the source of this 3594-nucleotide messenger RNA. It is a transcript of the gene DYNC2I1, whose product is annotated as dynein 2 intermediate chain 1. Gene Ontology annotation, biological process: intraciliary transport. Lineage: Eukaryota; Metazoa; Chordata; Mammalia; Carnivora; Canidae. Gene Ontology annotation, molecular function: dynein heavy chain binding; dynein light chain binding. Gene Ontology annotation, cellular component: cytoplasmic dynein complex. The record is from RefSeq and is a predicted model, not a curated record.